Messenger RNA from Pipistrellus kuhlii (Kuhl's pipistrelle), 564 nucleotides. RefSeq names its product family with sequence similarity 220 member A (gene FAM220A). Lineage: Eukaryota; Metazoa; Chordata; Mammalia; Chiroptera; Vespertilionidae. The record is from RefSeq and is a predicted model, not a curated record. Gene Ontology annotation, cellular component: nucleus. Gene Ontology annotation, biological process: negative regulation of transcription by RNA polymerase II; protein dephosphorylation. The annotation marks the transcript as partial. Gene Ontology annotation, molecular function: STAT family protein binding. The transcript is spliced from 3 exons.
ACACAGGAGAGCCCUCGCCUACCAGAUGCACUUUCCCGGGUGAAUAAACCUGUGGUUGAUGUACAUGUAAAUUCACAAAAUGAGACCUUAUCAUUGGAAAUGAAAAUUGAUUGGAGUGAGGCCAACCUCAUGCUUCACAAUAGCACCAAAGUACUUGCCUAUUUGAAAGAAUCAAUAAGAAGAAAGUCUGCUUCCACAGUGGAUCAGGGCAAGACUAUGUAUCUGUUCUUUGCUCUUAUAGAAAAGCAUUUUGCUGGGGUGUCCUGUGGUGUCAAGGAGGCCUGGGCAAGGGGCUGGUUGGGAGGUGGGCCCGAUGGACCAAGUGCUUUUGUUGAGGAGUGAGGCUCUGAGCUGGAAACAUCUCUCCUGCAUUCAAGUCUGUCUGAAGCACUGAAAACCAUACUUUCAGAGCAAAGAGCAGAAUAUAGGAAAAUGCUUCCAAGUGUAAAAAGUACCUCAAAUGAUCUGCAGGUGACACUGAGACUUCUGACUAUGCAAGCUUUUGAAGGAGCAAAGCCAUUAUGCCAGUUAAGGGGGGAGUUAAAAUAGUGAGAUUAAUGUACA